CCCCACGCGGCGGCACCUCCACUCCUCCACACCACUCCGUUUCAUUUCCCGCUACCCUCCCGGGCUCCCCUGCCCCCGCGCCUCUCCCUCUCAUUUCCCGGCGAACUCGCGGCAAUCCGGAAGAAAGAAACAGGCCGGCCAUGGAGGGCUACGACCGCGAGUUCUGGCAGUUCAGCGACCAGCUGCGCCUGCAGACGGCCGCCUUCUCGGGCCUCUCCCUCGGCGACUCCAUCUGGUCCCCGGCCGCCGACCGCCGCAACUCCUCCCAGUCCCAGCCCGACGCCGGCCUCCUCGCGUCCCCGCCGCCCGCCAAGAACAGCCUCAUCGGCGGCGGCAGGCCGGGGCUCAUCGGCUCCGGCAAGCUGGCCUUCGGCGCCACCACCACUAGCAAGGCCGACCGCUACAACAACAACCUCCCCAACGACAAGGCCGCCGCCUACAGCAGCAGCAUCAGCAGUGGCUAUGCCAAGAACAUGAGCAACAACGGCUUUAUUAAGGUGGGCUACAACAGCAACGGUGGCAGCAACAACGGCGGCGAGGUGAAGAGCUACUUCAACAAGUCCGCCGGGAGGCCGGCGAGCAACAGCACCAACCACCACGGCGGCGGCGGCAAGAAGCACGGCGGAGACUACGGCAAGAAGAAGCACGCCAAGAACGAGGGCGGCGGCAACGGCGGCAACGCCGCGGCGGCCGCGGACAAGCGGUUCAAGACGCUGCCGGCGUCGGAGGCGCUGCCGCGGGGCGAGGCCGUCGGCGGGUACAUCUUCGUCUGCAACAACGACACCAUGGACGAAAACCUCAGGAGGGAGCUCUUCGGGCUGCCGUCUCGGUACAGGGACUCGGUGCGGGCGAUCCGACCCGGGCUGCCCCUCUUCCUCUACAACUACUCCACCCACCAGCUCCACGGCAUCUUCGAGGCCGCGAGCUUCGGCGGGACGAACAUCGACCCGACGGCGUGGGAGGACAAGAAGUGCCCCGGCGAGUCGCGAUUCCCCGCACAGGUUCGCGUGGCGACGCGGAGGAUCUACGACCCGCUGGAGGAGGACGCCUUCCGCCCCAUCCUCCACCACUACGACGGGCCCAAGUUCCGGCUCGAGCUCUCCGUCACCGAGGCCAUUGCCCUCCUCGACAUCUUCACCGCCAAGGACGACGCCUGACCGAUCCUUCCUUCGUCAGGCCGCCGCCGAGCAACAAAUAAAGCAGGCAUGUACGUACAGUGCAUGUCACAAGCCACCGGUGUACUAGCAUGUUAGCACUGUUAUUAUGCACACCUUUGUGUUGAUGUGAGGGCUAUGAGGCAUGCGUCCCAUUGUUUUGUUUUUAGGAUGACACUAGCGCGAUGAUUUGCAGAGGAAUAGCCCUCGUUUCUCCCCUCUUGUACUGUAAGUUGUAAGGCAUAUUCGGACCCAAGUGCCAUGUACAAAUCACUUUUGAGAUCUAUAUGCUCCUGUGGUGUGAACCUGAACA
Molecule: messenger RNA, 1467 nt
Organism: Panicum virgatum (switchgrass)
Lineage: Eukaryota; Viridiplantae; Streptophyta; Magnoliopsida; Poales; Poaceae
Product: B2 protein-like
Exons: 4
Coding region: 141-1157 (338 amino acids)
Biological process (GO): response to endoplasmic reticulum stress
Source: RefSeq, a predicted model, not a curated record